This is a messenger RNA of Thamnophis sirtalis, 6660 nucleotides long. Lineage: Eukaryota; Metazoa; Chordata; Lepidosauria; Squamata; Natricidae. The record is from RefSeq and is a predicted model, not a curated record.
GAGCCCAACUUCAUUGCUGCCUAUGACAUUGGUUUGUUCACUUACUUCUUUUUCCGUGAGAAUGCGGUGGAGCAUGACUGUGGAAAAACAGUCUAUUCUCGUGUGGCCAGAGUUUGUAAAAAUGACAUUGGGGGACGAUUUUUGUUGGAAGAUACAUGGACAACUUUCAUGAAGGCUCGGCUGAAUUGUUCCCGUUCUGGAGAAAUCCCUUUUUACUACAAUGAACUGCAAAGCACAUUUUAUCUUCCUGAACAGGAUUUGAUCUAUGGAGUAUUCACAACCAAUGUAAACAGUAUUGCUGCUUCAGCAGUGUGUGCCUUCAAUCUCAGUGCUAUUACACAAGCCUUUAAUGGACCUUUCCGAUACCAGGAGAAUCCAAGAUCUGCAUGGCUCCCAACAAUCAAUCCGAUCCCAAACUUUCAGUGUGGAGUAUUGAAUGACGAUGGCCCCAAUGAGAAUCUAACAGAAAGGAUCCUGCAGGAUGCUCAGCGCUUGUUCCUAAUGAAUGAUGUGGUGCAACCCGUCUCUGUGGAUCCAUAUGUUACUCAAGACAACAUCCGCUUUUCCAAACUGGUGGUUGACAUUGUUCAGGGCAAGGAUACGCUCUAUCAUGUGAUGUACAUUGGGACAGAGCAUGGCACCAUUUUGAAGGCACUCUCUACUACUAAUAAGAGCCUGAGGAGUUGUUAUUUAGAGGAAAUGGAGAUUCUUCCCGCUAGCCAAAAGGAGCCAAUCCAAAGUCUUCAAAUAUUGCACAGUGGCAGAUCGUUGUUUGUUGGUUUGAAUAACGGAGUGCUAAAGAUCCCCCUGGAGAGAUGUUCAAUGUAUAGAACAGAAGGAGACUGCCUGGGUGCAAGGGACCCAUAUUGUGGCUGGGAUAAAAAGCAAAAGCGAUGCACAACCAUUGAGGACAGCUCCAAUAUGAGCCUCUGGAGUCAAAAUAUUACUGAGUGCCCUGUGAAAAAUUUGAUGGUGCAUGGGCAGUUGGGGACCUGGUCUCCAUGGCAACCAUGUGAACACUCAGAUGGAGAUAGUACAGGUUCCUGCAUGUGUAGAUCACGGUCGUGUAACAACCCUCAGCCACGGUGUGGUGGACGUGACUGUGAAGGAGCCAGGAUAGAGAUUGCAAAUUGCUCAAGGAAUGGAGCUUGGACCCCAUGGUCGUCCUGGGCCCCCUGCAGCACUUCCUGUGGGAUUGGCUUUCAGGUCCGUCAGAGGUCAUGCAGCAACCCUGCUCCGCGAUACGGAGGCAGGGUCUGUGUCGGACAAAGCAGAGAGGAGCGAUUCUGCAAUGAGAACAGUCCAUGCCCAUUACCAAUCUUCUGGUCUUCAUGGGGCCCUUGGAAUAAAUGUAGUGCAAACUGCGGUGGAGGCAUGCACUCUAGGCAGAGGUCCUGUGAGAAUGGAAACUCUUGCCCAGGCUGUGCUGUGGAGUACAAAACCUGCAGCCCAGAGGCCUGCCCAGAAGUCCGGAGAAGCACACCCUGGACCCCUUGGACCCCUACCAAUAUUACUCAAAGUGGGGCCCGCCAAGAGCAGCGCUUCCGUUACACCUGUCGUGCUCAGCUGGCUGACCCCCAUGACCUACAGUUUGGCAGAAAGAAGACAGAGAGUCGGUUUUGCCCCAAUGAUGGCUCCGCAGUUUGUGACACAGAUUCUCUAGUUGAUGAUCUUCUGAAGAGUGGCAAGACCUCUAUCCGGAUUAUCAAUGGUGGCUGGUCCUUUUGGGGUGGAUGGUCAUCUUGUACCAGGGAUUGUGAACUGGGCUUCAGAACCAGGAAGCGAAUGUGCACCAAUCCAGAACCCAAGAAUGGUGGUGUUCCUUGCAUAGGAUCAGCAAUGGAAUAUCAGGAUUGUAACCCACACCCUUGCCCAGUGAAGGGCUCAUGGUCCUGCUGGACUCCUUGGUCUCAGUGCUCAGCAACAUGUGGAGGUGGACACUACCAGCGUACCCGGACCUGCACCAACCCAGCACCAACUAAUGGGGAGGAUAUCUGCAUUGGACUACACACAGAGGAAGCCCUCUGUAAUACCCAUCCAUGUGAAGGAGGCUGGUCUGAAUGGUCUGAAUGGAGUUUAUGCAAUGAAGAAAGCAUCCAAUAUCGUAGCCGUUUCUGUGAAAUGCACAGCCCAGGAUCUAUUCAAUGUGCAGGGAACAGUACACAGUAUCAAGAAUGUCUGUAUAAUGAGAUCCCUGUAAUCCUGCCAGCAUCAAGCAUUGAUGAGAGCACGAACUGUGGAGGUUUUAGCCUCAUCCACCUCAUUGCCACAGGACUCUCCUGUUUCUUUGGCUCUAGCCUCUUAACCUUUGUGAUCUACGUUUACUGUCAACGGUGCCAGAGACAAUCUCAGGAGUCAACCAUUAUCCAUCCCACCACUCCCAAUCAUCUUCAUUACAAAGGCAACACAACUCCCAAGAAUGAAAAGUACACACCUAUGGAAUUCAAGACACUGAACAAGAACAAUUUAAUACCAGAUGACAGGACCAACUUCUAUCCUUUGCAACAAACAAACGUGUACACAACAACCUAUUAUCCCAGUACACUCAAUAAAUACGACUACAGGCCCGAGGCCUCCCCUGGAAGGACCUUUACUAAUAGCUGAUGAUGAUCUGCCUAAGAACUGGAUUACUUCCUAUAUGUUUUUUAUUUUUAAAAUUGAGUUUAUGGACCAAAUAUUGGCCCAAUCUAUAGGUGUAAAUAUUAUAAGUGGGCCUUUUAUUUUCUCUCUUAUCGGUGGUCUUACUUUCAAGUAGCACAUCUCCUUAAGUGGAUCUUCUGCUUAUGGAUAAUGGGUGGUCUAGGAUAUUUGAGGAGUAUUCAGCUAGAGAUAGCAGAUCCUUUACGGAUAUCACAGUUUGAGUUGUCCCUUCGGUGUCUGAUACCAAGAUAAUCCUGGAACCAGCCCUUAUGUGCUAAGUUUGCGUGGAAUGAUAUGACUAUCCAGUACAACUUCGGAAAUUCUGUGGACAUUGAAAGAGAAAUCCUAGCAAAGUGCUGAGACUUAUUCUUCAUAUGCCUACAGGUUAAUAGUAUUAGGAACGUCAUCCAUCAGACAUAUUCAAGAGUUCGGCUUUUAAGCUUCAGAAUCAUCAGCAUUUUCUGUGACAUGGCAAAUAUAUGCAAGCAAUCUUUAGUGGGAAAAAUCCUGUCAAGAUUUAUAAAACAAAUGAGAUAACUUCACACAAGAGAAAUGUUUUGAAGCAUUUCUAAACAAAGUGGUAAGACUUUUAAGUUUGGAUACAUGAAGCAUGGGCUUUGGAUGCACAAAAGAUGGUUGAUUCUCCUGGACAAUAGGAAGAGAGUGAAACAAGAGCCAUGGAAGAUUCUGAUAGAAACUUCCCUCUUCUUGCUUUGAUUCCAGGAGAUUCUUAAGACACCGUUGGACUGAUGGCCCUCUGCCCUUGUUGAAAUUACCAAGCUUUGUGCUAAUGCUGAUUUUAUUUUUUAUAAUUUUUUAUUCACUUGAACAAAGAAAAGAAUAUUGAUUUCAGUAUGUCUCUAAAGAAUGUCUCCAUAGUGUAGCCUAACCCAGAAAGCCUACGGCAAAGUCCUUUAGUGUCUUCCAGCCAAGAAAGAAAUACAAUGUACAUCAGUAGCUGCCAUUGUUCACUAGUAUUGGAGCAAGAAAGAUAAUUAUUCUGCUCCAAUUAAAAUAAACGGGGAUCUGUAGCAUUUUGAAACAAUCCAACCCAGCCUUCAAAGAUUAUCUUUUAUGCUGCGUUACACCAAUGCGUCUAGUCGUGUCAUUUUGGGCUAGAUGAGUCUCUUGUUAAUGAUACUUUCUCAUCAUCUAAUGUAUACAUUCUUGGUGCUAAGCAGUGAAGAUGGCCGCAAUAUAUAUAGCAUGGGAUAAGAAUGUAAGUCAGUUCCUACAUGAAUUCUGAUCUGUUUGCUGUUGCUGGAUUGUCUGUGCUUUAAGCCAUUGGUUUCCAACUCAGGUUGACUAGCAUUGAACACUGAAUGGACAGCUGCUGGUAGUACCUUCAUUAAUGAUCUAUUGGAAGAAUUGUCUGAGAGAUGGCACAGUCCAGACCCUACACCCAAGCAAGAAAGCCAGACUGACAAGUUACUCUAAAAUGACUCAGGAUGCUGUUUUAAAGUGACAAAAUGAUCCAGGGCUGAUACCAGCAUCUCAUUCUACCUUACAGAAUCAGAAGUCAUAAAACAAGCAUUAGUGCCUAAGCUGUGAAAAACCCUGGCUGAGUGCAUGGGACAGAUAUGAUUUAGUGAUUCAGAUAGGAUGUCCUCUACGGAUCUUUCUGUUGGCUAAUGAAAGAGAGUGAUUGGGCAGUCAAAUUGCUACAGGCUCCUAACCCAAACUAAGCCCUUGUAGGAAGGUCAAGUUCCUGUGAGAGCAAACUGUGUACAUUUCACCAGCAGAAGCCGCUGCUUGUGCAGAUCUGUAAUAAUUGGGAUACUUCUUAUUAACUAAUUAACACUUGAGGUCUGUAAGAAAUUGUUGGACGACGGCCAGAGUGAAGCAUUGUUUCAGACAAGAGUUCCAUUUUUUGCCAGAAUUCAUUUUGCAGCAGUAACUGCAAAUUAAGUAUUCAUUAUCCUGUUGUUUUGCUUGAGUUUUUUUGCCAUGUGGGGAUCCAGGUAGAUUUUUUCCAGUGACUUAAAUAGUGGGUUUUCAUUCAUUUUACAUAUUUUUUUUUCUUCAGAUAUCAGAAAUCAUGGCAUAUUUCAGGGCAGGGAUAUUUUUAUGUACUCUAUCGCAAUUCUUUCUUCCCAGGGACCCAAAUGUGAAAAAUGAUAGGCUUUCAAAAAUAAGAAUCACCAUUCUUAAAUCAGUUGCAUAUGCUCCUGAAAAGAAGAAAAUCGAGGGAAGCAGUGGGUAAAAAGUAAUUGGAGCUAUUAACCAUGCAGUGUCUGCUUGAGGGUGGCAUUUUUUCUAGCCCAUGUUAAUGCUUCCUAAUUCACAGGGAAGGCUAUUGACAUGAAUAGUCUUCUGUCUCCCAUGGCUUUAUGCUUUAGGCACAGGCUGCUGGUGUUCUUGGUGAUCAGUCCUUUCCACUGUGGAGGGAUUGUCUAAAUGCUUGCUUUCCCAUGUGCUGACUGCAAUACCAGCGCAAUGGGAAUUUCAUGCAUUUUGCAAACAGCGUUCUCCCUGAAAGAAACAAAGCUCCGGUCCCUCUGUUGGGCAACCAGAUUGUCUUGCCUUUGAUAUGGCAAUAGGCCCACAUGUGUUGAGGUGUACCUCAGUCUUUUGCUGCGUGAGAAGAAAAAAAACACCUCAAAGUAUUCCCACACUUACCAGAUCAUUCUUCAGUGCUGUCCAGAAAGCUGCUUUGGAAUAUCAAUCACAACACCAAGGGAGAGACCGGGGUGGACGUGGGGAUAAUGAAAUUGAAUUUUAAAUUACAUUAAAUGCAAGCUUCUGGGGAACUGGGUCUUAAUAAUCUUAUGGUCAGGCAUCAAGGAGAUGUUUGCAAAAGUCUACUAUUUAAAAAAGCACUAGAAUGAAAGCCAAAUGGAUUAAAGCCUUCCCAUUUCUUACACUUGAUAAUGUCAGCUGCUUAUUUGGGUGACUUUAGGUGGCAUCUGCAAAAUCUAACCAAGCAGCUGUGAAAACGAGUCGCUAAAGCUAGUUGUAACUAAUAGUUAUUUCAAAGGGCUGUACAGAGUCCGAGUAAAUGGCUGAAGGGAGCACCGCAGCCAUUCAGGUGUUUAGAAGUGAGAUUUGAAACUUUUCAUUAAUUCUGAUCUUCACUUGAUAGUUUGUUUCCUUCAUUAGAGAGGAAUUGGAAGAGGGAGGGAGUUUUUCAUAUUUGGAUAGGACGGUCUAUUAACACCUUUCUUUUUCAUAAUUAACUUCUGUGAUCUUUUGGGUGUGGGAAAUUAUUGCUAUACGUGUUUCAUUAUGGAUCAUUAUCUUAUUACAUUAGCUUUUAAUAGGUACGGUUUUUAGAGAUUUGGCAAUUUGCUAUUACACACUCUGGUUCAGCAAUUCCUUACUGGCAGCUCUAAAAACUUUCUUCCCAGAAGAGCUGAGUCGUGUAAAUGGAAUUGACAGCUCCUGCUGCUGCCAUCCUUCCAAGGAAGCCAUAUUGACAGGAGAAUGUGAACUGUGCAUCUUGGGAAACCUUCCAGGUUCUGAAUUGGAGCCAAAGGGUCCAGUGAGUCAAAGGAGGAAGAGCUGAUCAGCCUGUUACAAGACUGUCCUUCAACAGUUUCUCUGUGUUCCUGUGGUUUUCUUCAGUGGUGUCUUCUUCUAUCACGAUAGGAAUACGGAGCAUGUUUACACUGAUAAAGCAACCAAGCUUCAUCACAACUCUAUGCCAACCAUGUACUUACUCUGCUGUCUAUUUCUGCCAGGGCACCAAAAUGCAAUGUGGGUCAUUUGUGUUGUCUCUUCUCUAACUUGAGGAAAUACGGUCUCCUUUGCUGAACUGUCGUGACGCCAUCCUGAACUGCCCGCUGGUCUAGAGACUGUUCCAGAGCACGAUCCCGAAUUAACUGCUGGGUUCAUUUGAUGCGUAUCGUUCUUAAAUAAAGAUGCCUAGUAUCGCGGGAUUAAGAAAAACCUGGAGAAGGAAAUGUCAUUCCAAGGGAGAAUGCGUAUUUCUAUGACUCACCCACAUCCGAGAUACACAUGUAUACCUAUUGCCUUAUUUUUUUUUUUAGAGAAUGAUACAUUAAAUUAAGAUCUAUAUAA